Messenger RNA from Cimex lectularius (bed bug), 931 nucleotides. RefSeq lists its product as uncharacterized. The transcript is spliced from 3 exons. The coding region runs from base 66 to 722 and encodes 218 amino acids. The record is from RefSeq and is a predicted model, not a curated record. Gene Ontology annotation, biological process: NADH dehydrogenase complex assembly. Lineage: Eukaryota; Metazoa; Arthropoda; Insecta; Hemiptera; Cimicidae.
UUGUUAGCUCAUGUCUGAUAGUUCUAGUCAAAAUACACAAGAUUAAGAACUAGUGAUAAGUGACAAUGUUCAAAACAAGUUUGGCUUUCAGAUGGUUCAGCAUGUUAUUUAUAUUCUUUUUACUUCAAAUCGGCACCUCAUGGGUGUUCUGCGAGGAAAACUGUAUAGCUGAAAGACAAGAGAAAAAGGUGCUUUUUGACUUUACGACGAUCCCUUCCCUGUCUGGGUGGAGCGAACUUUCAGAUACGGUGAGGGAAGUAGGCAAGUCCAAAGCGGCAUUCCAGAUCCAAAAGACCCUUCAGUUCCAAAGGGCGAUAUUUUUCACACUGUUGAACCCGCAGCCGAACGGCGCGGGCUUUGCCGGCUUCAGGACCGACGUCCAGUUGGACUUGUCGAACUUCACAGCAUUGGCCGUCAAGCACAGGGCCCAGGGGCAGAACUUCUUCUACAAAGUGUGCCUAAGGCACCGCGGUCUCAACAGGGAGCCACACGUCUCCUAUGAGCAGAUAUUUGAGGCCAACAAGGAAUUUGGCUACACCUUUCUACCAUUCUCGAAUUUCUUGCCUUUCUACAGAGGGAAGAAACAGGAUCCGACCAAAGUCGGCUUCCUCGACACGGCCAAUAUCACCAAUUUUGAGUUUCAAAUUUUUGGUGGGGUUUACCUACCUCUUAAACAGUCAGGAGCAUCCUCACUAGAAAUAGAUACAGUCGAGGCUGUUUGAUUUUAUUUCAAUACAAACCGAUGUAGUCUCAAUUUUACAAAUAUUAAAACUUUUUUAAAAAUACUAUUAACAAUUCAAUAGUAGAUUCUAUUUUUAUAACUUUUUUAAAGGCUAAAAAUAUCAAAGGUUAUCAUCGCCUUUGCACUACCAGUGGUUUAUUGGAAAUUAUGGAAAUUUAUGAAAAAAGAGAUUUUUCAUUUUUAGACUUU